Messenger RNA from Jaculus jaculus (lesser Egyptian jerboa), 1568 nucleotides. RefSeq names its product lipase H (gene Liph). NCBI's taxonomy places the organism in Eukaryota, Metazoa, Chordata, Mammalia, Rodentia, Dipodidae. Gene Ontology annotation, molecular function: carboxylic ester hydrolase activity; lipase activity. The record is from RefSeq and is a predicted model, not a curated record. Bases 68 to 1423 code for a protein of 451 amino acids. The transcript has 10 exons. Gene Ontology annotation, biological process: lipid metabolic process.
UGAGCUCACUGGGAGCAAAACCUGAAGUCUCCGGAGAAGAACAUCUUUGCUUCUCUGGAAGAUCCCUAUGCUGAGGUUAGUCCUGCUCAUCAGUUUGACGUGUUUGGUGAAAUCAGACACAGAUGAAGAAUGUCCUUCCUUCACCAGACUGAGCUUCCACAGUGCAGUGGUUGGCACUGGACUAAAUGUGAGGUUGAUGCUCUACACACAGAGAAACAAGACCUGUGCCCAGGUCAUCAACUCUACAGCUCUGGGGAACUUGAAUGUGACCAAGAAGACCACCUUCAUUAUCCAUGGGUUCAGGCCAACAGGCUCUCCCCCAGUUUGGAUGGAGGAUUUAGUAGAGGGUUUACUGAAUGUACAAGAUAUGAAUGUGGUGGUUGUUGAUUGGAAUCGCGGGGCUACUACUGUAAUAUAUACUCAUGCCUCCAGCAAGACCAGAAAAGUAGCUCUCAUCUUGAAGGAAUUUAUUGACCGGAUGUUGGCCGAAGGAGCUUCUCUUGACAACAUUUAUAUGAUCGGAGUAAGUUUAGGAGCCCAUAUAUCUGGAUUUGUUGGAGAAAUGUAUGCUGGUCAGCUGGGAAGAAUCACAGGUCUUGACCCUGCAGGCCCUUUGUUCAACGGGAGAUCACCCCAGGAAAGAUUAGAUCCCAGUGAUGCACAGUUCGUUGAUGUCAUCCACUCCGACACUGAUGCACUGGGCUACAAGGAGCCAUUAGGAAACAUAGACUUCUACCCAAAUGGAGGAUUGGACCAACCUGGUUGCCCCAAAACAAUCCUUGGAGGAAUGAAAUAUUUCAAGUGUGAUCACCAAAUGUCUGUGUACCUGUACCUUGCUUCCCUGGAAGAGAAGUGUGCCAUCACCGCCUAUCCUUGUGGCUCCUACCGGGAUUACAGGAAUGGCAAAUGCAUCAACUGUGGCACACCACAGACGGUGUCUUGCCCACUUCUGGGCUAUUAUGCUGACAAUUGGAAAGACUACUUAAAGGACAAAGAGCCUCCAAUGACGAAGGCAUUCUUUGACACAACAGAGAAGAACCCAUUCUGUGUCUAUCAUUACUUUGUGGACAUUUUAUCUUGGAGCAGCAACAUCAGAAGAGGGUUCAUUACAAUCAAAUUGAGAGACAAAUAUGGAAACAUCACGGAAUCCAAAAUUGAUCAUGAACCAGCCACUUUUCAGAAAUACCAUCAAGUGAGUCUACUUGCAAGAUUCAAUCAAGAUCUGGAUACAGUGGCAGCCAUCUCCCUGGUGUUCUCCACGGGAUCUGUAAUAGGCCCGAAGUACACGCUCAGGGUCCUCCGAAUAAAGCUGAGGUCCCUUGCCCAUCCAGACAGGCCCCAGUUGUGUCGGUAUGAUCUCGUCCUGAUGGAAAAUGUUGAAACCUUCUUCCAACCCAUUCAGUGCCCAAAGCUGCAGAUCUAACUGCUGUCAGGACACACGGCGGCAGUGAGUCAAGAGAGCCACAUCUUUACCCCACCUUUUCCUCAAGGCUUGAAAAGUACAGAAAAAAAAAAAAAAAAAAACAACCCAAGGUGAUGUUUCAGCAGUAUCAUAUGGAUGUCACAUU